This is a messenger RNA of Coregonus sp. 'balchen', 1005 nucleotides long. NCBI's taxonomy places the organism in Eukaryota, Metazoa, Chordata, Actinopteri, Salmoniformes, Salmonidae. The record is from the annotation of a GenBank genome assembly.
AUGUUGCUACGUACUUUGUCUGUUUUGGACAGAUUCCGGCACCUGCGCCUCAAACAACGGAAGCUGAGAGAUUACGCCAGUGAGAUGGUCGACCUGCCCAAGGUAAACCAACCACACCACACAGUAGGCUAGAACAACUCACGCAGAGCUGUGUCGACAUGUUUGACACACACACACACACACACACCAUGCGCAGGAUAACCCAGUUCCAGGUAAUAACCACACUCUUACACAGACCAUUAUCCAGUAUAUUAAGGUUGCUGUGUUAUUUAUUACUAGGUGUUGAGACACAUAAAAUGUCUGUAAAAGACACAUAAAACUCUAUAAAACGGCCAUGAGGUCUAGCAGAAGGUUCAAGUCACUCUGUGAUGUAAUCCUAGAGUCAGAGCUUUUUACCUAAUGGGCAGUAUACCUGGCAAAGAAUGCACAACUAAAGAAAAUGGCUAUAGUUAAUGGGUUGUGAGCGCUUCUAUUAAUUAAAUUGAUCUAUAUAUUUGUGCAAGUCCAGCUCAUAUGUAUAUCGAACACAGGAGCAAAUUUAUGAAGAGGAAACAGUCACAGGAGCCAGUAUUUAGGAGGGAGAUAUGUACAUGUGACGUAUGUGGUUCCCCUCAAUGUUUUAACUACCCUAGGGAGUUGUUCCCCCAAGAAAGUUGCCACUGUCACCCUCAGCUCAUCCGGGGUUAAGUCUGGGUUUAUCUGAAUUCCAUGUCUGGAUUUUGUUAGGCAUGCUUGUGCUGUUACGACAAAUAACUUUAUAAAAAGCACAAAACAACUAGCAUUGGAUGAAUGGAUUAAUUGUCUGUUUGAUUGUUUGUUUGGUUGAUUGAUGGUGAACAGAUGCAGAUGAUCAUGUGCGAUUUGAGUGCCAACUGGAACAACUCGUACCGGGAGCUGGAGCAGCGCAUCAUCUCCAUGGAGCAGAAGUUAGACGAGCUGGGCCACUGCUUCCAACAGACCUCUGAGCUGCUGGCACAGGCCCUGCGCUACCGCAACCCUGAAAUC